Molecule: messenger RNA, 4107 nt
Organism: Penicillium coprophilum
Lineage: Eukaryota; Fungi; Ascomycota; Eurotiomycetes; Eurotiales; Aspergillaceae
Exons: 10
Coding region: 1-4107 (1368 amino acids)
Biological process (GO): transmembrane transport
Cellular component (GO): membrane
Molecular function (GO): ATP hydrolysis activity; ABC-type transporter activity; ATP binding
Source: RefSeq, a predicted model, not a curated record
AUGGCGGCGACUGAGGAAAAGUCCACGGCGAUGGCUACCACAUUGAUCGCCGGUCUCGUUGCAGACUUUGUCAAGGCUUGCCAGUCGUCGGUGAGGAACAAAGACAGUUCCAUCGUUUGGGAUCACCUAGAGAUGGAAGGUGCUGGUCAAGGGCAUGCAAUCGCUCCCACGGUCGGAUCCAUGGCCGAACGAUACGCCCGCAGGGCCACGUCCGUUUUUAGUCACGGAAGUGAGCCGUCGCGCAAGAUUUUGCAUGACUUUCGGGGCCACGUCAAGGCUGGGGAGAUGCUAAUGGUAAUUGGCCGACCCGGUAGCGGUUGUACAACGUUUUUGAAGGGUCUUUGCCAUAUGCACGCUGAAUAUAAAAGUACCAGCGGUACUUUAUUGUAUGGCGGGAUCCAAGCAAAUUUUGAAGAGCCUGCAGCCCCAGCUGAGACCACAUUCUGCGCGGAGGAGGAUAUUCAUUUCCCAAGCUUGACUGUAGAGGAAACAUUGAGAUUUGCAGUCAACUCUCGGUAUAGCAACGUUAUAUCCUCCACAGACGCACGCAACACCGUGGUCAACCUUGCCCGUUUGUUCGGAAUUGAUCAUGUUUUGGCUACCAGAGUAGGAAAUGAACAGGUUCGAGGUGUUAGUGGUGGAGAAAGAAGACGAGUGUCCCUAGCUGAAGCUCUAGUGACUUGCCCCGAUCUGAUCUGCUACGACAACCCUACUGCUGGCCUUGACUCAUCAACCGCUCUUGAAUUCGUGCAAAUGCUGCGAGAAUAUACCAAUCAGUCCCACUGCACUGUCGCCAUGAGUCUCUACCAGGGAAGUGACGAUAUGGUUCCUCUCUUUGAUAAAGUGGCUGUCAUAAAUUCGGGGCACUGUAUCUACUACGGUGAUGUGGUUUCCGCAAAGUCCUACUUUGAGAAUCUAGGCUUUUAUUGUCCCCCAACAAUGUCAAUUACAGACUUCUUGAACUCGAUGUCGGCGGAGCCUGAAGCACGGGAGUUACGCCAAACAGCAGAUACUUGGUCGAUUCCGCAGACCCCUCAAGAAUUUGUUACUGCAUUCUGGAAAAGCGAAAAAGGGGUUGAACUUGAAGCACAGAUCGAAGAAGUGAAGAGCAGUGCUAGCGUUGGAGAAAACGCGCUGGGUCAGCGGAAGAAAUCACGACAGACAUACUCGAUUCCGAUUCUCACACAGAUUCUUCUCUGUGCCCACCGUCAAUAUCGCAUCUUCAUCACAGACUACAAUGCCUGGAUCGUCGAAGCUGCCUGCAUGGUAGUUCAGAGUAUCAUCCUUGGUACAGUCUUUCGCAACCUGCCACAUGAAACUUCGUCGCUGUACCAGCUUGGAUCAGUUGUUUUCUACGCGAUUCUCGUGCCUGGACUUCAGUCCAUGAGCGAAUUCGGCAACACCUUCGCACAGCGUCCAUUACUCUUGAAGCAUAAGGGGUAUCGUUUCUAUCACCCAAUGGCGUACGGCUAUGGCCAGAUUCUGUCAGACGUUGUCUGGAAAGUGGUGGUUAUUGCAUACAACAUCCCUAUGUAUUUCUUGGCCGGACUCCACCCCACGGCAGGCCAUUUCUUCAUUUUCUUCCUAGUCGCUUAUAUUUCCCAUCUGUCACUUUCGAUGUUCUUCCGGUUUAUCGCUGUCUUGUCACCAACAGUGGAACGGGCGGGUCUUCCUGUCGGCAUUUUCUUGACUACGUUGGUCAUCUACACGGGGUGGUACAUUCCACCACCACAAAUGCAGGUCUGGCUAAAGUGGUUCCGGUUCCUGAAUCCUAUGUACUACGCUUUUGAAUCGCUCAUGAUUAAUGAAGUUGGAACUACUGCCUACGAAUGUACUCCAUCCGACAUGGUCCCUCGUGGCCAAGCAUAUUCAGACGUGGCAUACCAAGCCUGUGCCAUUGCUGGCUCGGAGCCCGGUAAGACUCUUGUGGAAGGAGCUUCAUAUCUGAGAGUUUACUACGACUUUGAUAACUCUCACCUCUGGCGUAACGUCGGCAUAAACGCGGGCUUCUUCGUCUUUUUCGCCAUUUUGGUCGGUCUUGCAAUGGAGCUGUUCAAGCCCCCUGCUGGCCUUCUUGCUACAGUCUUUUAUCGCCGUCACGCCGCAAAUACUAUGCCUUCGCCCACUGGCAGCACUGGGAGUGAUAUCGAGGCACAAGAGUUUGCUAAGUCGGCACGGAAGGUAUCGUCGAACACCGAAGAGGUCCGGUCUCAGGAUGGACACUCCUUCGCCUGGAAGGAUCUUCACUUGACGCUUCGUAAGGAUGGAGAGGAACAGACUUUGCUGAAACAUAUUGACGGGUGUAUUGAUUCUGGAACGCUGACCGCGCUGAUGGGUGUCUCCGGUGCUGGAAAGACCACACUGCUCAAUGUCUUGGCCGGACGCAUGGACGUUGGUAAAUUGACAGGCACACUAUAUUUAGAUGGGUCGCCGCUUCCAAAAUCAUUCCGCUGGAGGAUGGGUUAUGUUCAACAGCAAGAUGUUCACUUGCCUACUCAGACAGUACGGGAGGCCCUCCAAAUGACGGCCCAUCUGCGUCGCCCGCUCUCGCUCUCGAAAGAGGAAAAAAAUGCCUACGUUGAAGAAGUGCUUGACAUGCUUGGUAUGCAAGAUAUCUCAGAUGCGUUGAUUGGAGUGCCCGGCGCUGGCCUCAAUCUCGAACAGCGAAAGCGGGUCUCUAUGGGCAUCGAGCUAGCAGCAAAGCCAGAUAUCUUGUUAUUGGAUGAGCCGACCUCUGGAUUGGAUGGGCAAUCUGCUAUCGCCUUGGUCCAGCUGCUGAAGAAACUUUCAAGAUCGGGCCAGACGAUUUUAUGUACAAUCCAUCAGCCUGCUGCAGCCGUGAUCGAGGUUUUCGACAAUCUGAUUCUGCUAGCGAAGGGCGGCCGAGUGACCUACCAGGGACCCUUGGGCGACCAAUCUUCAACUGCAUUAGAAUACUUCGGUCGGCAUGUGGAUGCGUGCGAUCCUAAACGGAACCCGGCAGAGUACCUGUUGGAAGUCGUUGGGGCCGGUUCGCGGUCAAAUGUUACUGCCGACUGGGCCCAAAUCUGGUCGGAGAGCCCUGAAUGUCGUAUUCAAGAUACCAAGUUGCAUGAUCUUAAGAACGUGAGCCCUUCGGAGCAGUCUCGACCUCAGCUUUAUGCUACUCCUCUGAAUCACCAAUUUGCCGUCGUGCUUCGUCGCACCUGGUUGUGGUACUGGCGUGAGCCAGCGUAUUUCUCCGCGAAGCUUUGGAUGAAUGUGGCCAAUGGCCUGUUGAAUGGCUUGACGUUCUUGAACAUCCCGAAUAGUCAACAGGGUGCAUUCGACCGCGUGUACACAAUUUUCCUAUCCUUCUUGAUGGGUCCACCUCUUGGAUUAUCCAUGGAGCCGCGAUUUACUGCAUUCCGCGAUAUUUUUGUGUACCGGGAAAAGGCCAGUCGAUCGUACCAUUGGAUUGUGUUUGUCAUGAGUUCUAUCAUCAUCGAACUACCCUUCACUCUGAUAACGGCGUUCAUCUAUUGGCUUCUGUGGUAUUUCCCCGCUGGUUUGCAGACUGAUGCCACUCAUGCUGGCUACGCAUUGCUGUGCUAUUGGCUGUUUUCCGUAUUCACUGUCAGCCUGGGAUACCUCAUUGCAGCGUGGAUGCCCAACUUGAACUCCACUCUCAUGGCCAAUGGAUUCUUCUUCAUGUUUGUGAAUACAUUUGCCGGCACUUUGACGGCGCGCGAAAAGACCCCGGCAGGCUGGAGUUGGUAUUUCAACGUCUCCCCGCUAUACUAUCUGGCGGAGGGACUCACUACCAAUUCUCUGUAUGGGCAUGAAAUCCGUUGCGUAUCCAGUGAGGUGACUGUCUUCCAUGCUCCCGCCAACGACACUUGCCUUAGCUACGCUGGUUCUUUCUUGAAGUCCGCUACAGGCUAUUUGGUUAAUCCAGAUGCCACUGGGGAUUGCGAUUAUUGCCGCUAUAGCCUUGGCCAGGAAUACUAUCAACAAUUUGGAUAUGACAACGAUCGUAAGUACCGUGAUAUUGGUAUAUUCAUCGGGUUUAUUGCAUUCAACUUCACGGCUGUCAUUUUGGGUACCUAUGUGACAAAGAUCUACAAGUGGAAGCGGAAGAGUGAAUAA